AUGGAGGCUAAGCUACUCAAACCCGCGUUUCACAAUUCGCCAAGCAUCAAUCUCGCGAAUCAUUCUAGACCCAUCUCGUAUUUUGCCGGUAAAUCGAGAUUUGGAGUAGCUGGGUCUCUCUCCCUCCGACUCUCCGCAGCUUCGCCGAUCCGAUACUCGAGGGGGCUAAGGGUCGAUGAGAGUGAGAGCUUGACACUUGACAGCAUAAGACACUCUUUGAUUCGUCAAGAGGACAGCAUUAUCUUUAACCUUCUUGAGCGAGCUCAGUAUCGCUACAACGCUGAUACAUAUGACGAAGACGCCUUUGCUAUGGAAGGGUUUCAAGGAUCUUUGGUCGAGUUUAUGGUCAGAGAAACUGAACAGCUCCACGCUAAGGUGGACAGGUACAAGAGUCCUGAUGAACAUCCUUUUUUCCCACAAUGCUUGCCUGAGCCAAUCCUUCCACCGAUUCAAUACCCACAGGUUCUGCAUCAUUGUGCCGAUUCGAUAAACAUCAACAAGAAGGUGUGGAACAUGUAUUUCAGACACCUUCUUCCCAGACUGGUCAAGCCAGGGGACGAUGGUAAUUGUGGUUCAGCUGCACUCUGUGACACAAUGUGUUUGCAGGCAAGUAACUUGUCUUGCAUUGUUAUUACAACUGUGCUCAGUAAGAGAGACUUGAAACUGAGAAACUUUCAUUUGGCUCUCUCUUUGCAGAUACUUUCAAAGAGAAUUCACUAUGGUAAAUUCGUUGCUGAGGCCAAGUUUCGUGAAGAUCCCACUGCCUAUGAAACAGCCAUCCGAGAACAAGACCGGACACAGCUGUUGCGACUCCUGACGUAUGAAACGGUUGAAGAAGUAAUCAAGAAAAGAGUUGAGACCAAAGCCAGAAUUUUCGGUCAAGACAUAACAAUCAACGAUCCAGAAACUGGAGCUGAUCCUUCAUUCAAAAUCAAUCCUAGCUUAGUUGCAAAACUCUAUGGAGAAAGGAUCAUGCCGCUCACGAAGGAAGUCCAAAUUGAGUACUUGCUAAGGAGGCUGGAUUGA
This is a messenger RNA of Thlaspi arvense, 1026 nucleotides long. Lineage: Eukaryota; Viridiplantae; Streptophyta; Magnoliopsida; Brassicales; Brassicaceae. The record is from the annotation of a GenBank genome assembly.